This is a messenger RNA of Dermatophagoides pteronyssinus (European house dust mite), 3336 nucleotides long. RefSeq names its product bifunctional protein FolD-like. Gene Ontology annotation, cellular component: cytosol. The record is from RefSeq and is a predicted model, not a curated record. NCBI's taxonomy places the organism in Eukaryota, Metazoa, Arthropoda, Arachnida, Sarcoptiformes, Pyroglyphidae. Gene Ontology annotation, biological process: tetrahydrofolate interconversion. Gene Ontology annotation, molecular function: methylenetetrahydrofolate dehydrogenase (NADP+) activity; methenyltetrahydrofolate cyclohydrolase activity.
AAAAGUUUUAAAUUCGAAUUUUAAAAAUAUUGAAAUGAGUUGAAUUUAAUUGAAUUCCCGCCAAUUUUAACUUGAUAUGGAUUGAAAAAAAUGAUAAUAUUUAAAGUAUUACGAAGCUCAUUAUCAUCAUCAUCAUCAUGUAUUUAUUAUCAUUAUCAUCAACAACAAAGUAGCGGUUGUUGUCAUCGAUGGUUAUUUUUGCAAUCACAAUUUAAUCGUAAAUUGUCAUCAUUAAUGACCUUGAAUAAUAAUCUGCAUGGUGAACAACAACAACACCGUAAACGAAUUAUCACGAGCUACUAUAAUGAUGAUGAUGCGACUAGUCUCAAACUUCACCAUCAUCAUCAUCACAUAAGCGAUCGAAAAAUACGAAGAAAUAUCCCUGUUUAUUUUGAUCAUUCCAUUUUUGUCGUACGUCAACCGAAACGAACAUUUAGUCAAUCAACAACAACAAAUUUGAAUUCUGUAAAAUCUAUUGGUGAAAAACAACAAAUUGAUAACCGGCAACAAAAAAUGGCAAAAUUAUUAAGCGGUAAAGAAGUUUCAGAUGAAAUUCGUGCCAAACUUCGUGAACAGGUAACACAUUUAUCAAUUAAACCAACAUUGGCCAUUAUUCAGGUUGGUGGUCGUGAAGAUUCCAAUGUUUAUAUUCGUAUGAAGAAAAAUUUUGCCGAAUCUAUUGGUGGUAAUUCUAUUCAUUUACAAAUGCCACGUGCUACUAAAACCAAUCAGUUAGCAGCCGAAGUUGAAAGAUUAAACAACGAUCCCAGUGUACAUGGUAUCAUCGUACAAUUACCAUUUGAUUCAGAAGAACCAAUCGAUGCACAUUAUAUUACAAAUCUAAUAUCGGCUGAAAAAGAUGUUGAUGGUUUAACUGUAGUGAAUGCUGGUAAUCUAUUACAUGGUAAAAUUAGUGGCAAAGAAGGAUUUAUACCAUGUACACCAUAUGGUUGUUUGGAAUUGAUUAAAAAAUCGGGUGUUCAAAUCGAAGGUGCAAAAGCUGUUGUGCUUGGUCGUUCAAAAAUUGUCGGCUCACCAAUGGCACAAUUAUUAGUCUGGAAUAAUGCAACAGUUACUAUUUGUCAUUCAAGAACAAAAAACUUACCGGAAGUUUGUCGAAAUGCCGAUAUUUUGGUUGUGGCCAUUGGAAAACCAUUAUUUGUUAAAAAAGAUUGGAUUAAACCAGGUGCCGUUGUUAUUGAUUGUGGAAUAUCAUCGAUACCGGAUUCAACGAAAAAAAGUGGUCAACGUUUAGUUGGUGAUGUUGAUUUUGAUCAAGUUAAAGAAGUUGCUUCAUAUAUAACACCAGUUCCAGGUGGAGUUGGUCCAAUGACGGUAGCCAUGUUGAUAAACAAUACAGUUGAAUCGGCAAAACGUGUUGAUGAAAUGAAUAAAUCUAAGUGGAAAUUGGAAAAAAAUCCAUUGAAUCGUUUGAUUCCUGUACCAUCUGAUAUUGAAAUAACUCGUUCGCAUAAAUGUAAACCAAUCAGACAAUUAUGUACGGAAAUUGGAUUGAAUGAAAAUGAAUAUGAACCAUAUGGACAUUAUAAGGCAAAAAUUAAUCGUCCAAUACCGGAUGAAUUUGAUCAGAAAAAAAUGGGAAAAUAUGUUAUUGUUGCCGGUAUGACACCAACACCAUUAGGUGAAGGUAAAAGUACAACAACUAUUGGUCUGGCACAAUCAUUAUCCGGUCAUUUGAAUCGUAAUACUAUUGCCUGCAUCAGGCAACCAAGUCAAGGACCAACUUUCGGUAUUAAAGGUGGUGCAGCUGGUGGUGGUUAUUCACAGGUAAUACCAAUGGAUGAAUUUAAUCUACAUCUUACUGGUGAUAUACAUGCAAUAUCAGCAGCUAAUAAUCUGAUUGCAGCCGCAAUUGAUGCACGUUAUUUUCAUGAAUCAACACAAAAAGAUUCGGCACUUUAUGAUCGUUUGGUGCCAAAACAUCCAAAUAAACCGAGAAAAUUUUCCAAAAUUCAAUUGAGACGUUUAGAAAAACUGGGUAUUCCAACCGAAAUCGAGCCAGAUCAAUUAACUGAUGAACAAAAAACAGAAUUUUCUCGAUUAAAUAUUGAUAUCGAUACUAUUACAUGGAAUCGUGUUGUUGAUUGUAAUGAUCGUUAUCUACGUUCGAUUACAAUUGGCCAAGCAUCAACGGAAAAAGGAUUAUCAAGAAAAACUCAAUUCGACAUAGCGGUUGCAAGUGAAUUAAUGGCUAUUUUAGCAUUAGGUCAAAAUAUGUUGGAUAUUAAACAACGAAUUGGUCGGAUUGUUGUUGCAUUUUCAAAACAUCAACCACCACGACCAAUAACAUGUGAUGAUUUAGGUGUUACAGGUGCUGUUAUGGUUCUAUUAAAAGAUGCAAUCAAACCAACAUUAGUACAAACAUUGGAAGGAACACCAGUUUUUGUUCAUUGUGGUCCAUUUGCUAAUAUUGCCCACGGUAAUUCAUCGGUAAUUGCUGAUAAAAUUGCUCUGGAAUUAGUUGGUCCGGAUGGUUUUGUCCUAACCGAAAGUGGUUUUGGUGCUGAUGUUGGUCUAGAAAAAUUGGUCGAUAUUAAAUCCCGUGCUUCGGGAUUAAAACCCGAUCUGGUUGUAUUGGUUUGUACAAUAAGAGCAUUAAAAAGUCAUGGUGGUGGACCAUUAGUUACACCUGGUGCUAUUCUACCGAAAGAAUAUCGUGAAGAAAAUCUUGACCUUGUUGCAAAAGGAUUAAUAAAUCUAAAAAUUCAUAUUGAAAAUAUUCGUGAACAUUUUGGUUUACCAGUAGUGGUUGCCAUAAAUAAAUUUCAAACUGAUACUGAAAAUGAAUUGGAUUUAGUACGGAAAGAAACCAGAAAAUUUGGUGCAUAUGAUUCGUGUAUUGCUAAUCAUUGGGAAUUAGGUGGUGAAGGUGCAAUAGAAUUAUCUCGAUCAAUAAUCGAUGCAUGUGAAAAUGCUGAAAAUCAUUUUCGUUUUGUUUAUGAUGAUUCGGAUUCAAUUGAAAUGAAAAUUGAAAAAAUUGCUAAAAAAAUUUAUCGUGCCGAACAGGUUGAAUAUAGUGAACAAGCACGAAAACGUUUACAGCUUUAUAAACGACUUGGUUAUGAUCGAUUGAAAAUUUGUAUAGCAAAAACACCAUUAUCAAUAUCACAUGAUCCAUCCAAGAAAGGUGCACCAAGUGGUUAUAAAUUCCCUAUAAAAGAUAUUCGUGCAUCGGUUGGUGCCGGUUUUCUUUAUCCACUUGCCGGAGAGAUUCAAACAAUGCCUGGACUACCAACAAGACCAGCAUUCUAUGAUAUUGAUAUCGAUACGGAAACCGGUAUCAUUGAUGGAUUAUUUUAACAGAAAAACUUUUCG